AUGGCCGGGCCAUCGAAGGACGAGCAGAUCCCUUUCUCCUCCUUCUCCAAGCUCUCCAUUGUUGUCGCCGACCAGUCCGAGGAUCUCCUCGUCUAUGGCGCAAUCGAGUUCUAUGACUGCGUCACCCCAGCGCGGAGCAUUGCCUGUGAGUGCUUCAAGUCAGGGGACCUCUUUAAGGUCACCAUCGUCACCGAGGACCUCAUUAUCCGUUGCCUUGCCGAGAAUGACACGGCCACGGUCUUUGCCACUGACACCAUCCUAGUAGCACUCAUGUGUGCGCCCCGUAGCAUCCAGUCCUGGGACAACGUCAUUCAACAUGGAAGAUAA
Miscanthus lutarioriparius is the source of this 327-nucleotide messenger RNA. Lineage: Eukaryota; Viridiplantae; Streptophyta; Magnoliopsida; Poales; Poaceae. The record is from the annotation of a GenBank genome assembly.